Rosa rugosa (rugosa rose) is the source of this 2844-nucleotide messenger RNA. Its product is annotated as stachyose synthase-like. The coding region runs from base 380 to 2653 and encodes 757 amino acids. The record is from RefSeq and is a predicted model, not a curated record. NCBI's taxonomy places the organism in Eukaryota, Viridiplantae, Streptophyta, Magnoliopsida, Rosales, Rosaceae. The transcript has 5 exons.
UGUUUCCAUCGGCUCAUGGCACCCCCUAAUGAACCUGUUAAUCCAAUUCGAAAUUUGUUCCAUUGUGCAAGUUCGGAACUCUACUUCGACUCGUCUGAUGGAAAGUUGAGUGUGAAAGGUGUUCCACUGCUCUCUGAAGUUCCAACCAAUGUCACUCUCAGUCCCUUUCAUUCAAUCUGCCAACCUUCUUCUUGUUCUGAUGUUCCAUCUCAUCUGGUCCGACGCGUCUGUGCCUUGUCUCACAAGGCAGGGUUUCUUGCGUUCAAUAAGGAGGAGCCUUCUGAUAAGUUGACCAACUCCUUGGGUAGGUUCAGUAACAGGGAUUUCCUUAGCAUCUUUAGGUUCAAACCAUGGUGGUCUACCAUGUGGGUUGGGAAUAAUGGGUGCUCUUAGAUACAAUGGGUUUAGGUUCAAGUCUGGGUCGGAUUUGCAGGUGGAGACACAAUGGGUGCUCUUAGAUAUCCCUGAAAUCAAGUCCUAUGUCAUAAUCAUACCGAUCAUUGAAGACAAAUUCAGGUCUGCUCUUCUACCUGGUCCUGAUGGUCAUGUCAUUAUCUUUGCUGAGAGUGGUUGUACCGAAGUGAAAACUUCAUAUUUUGAUGCCAUCGCUUAUGUUCAUGCUUCUGAUAAUCCCUACACCUUGAUGAAAGAGGCCUAUAGUGCUCUUAGGGUUCAUCUCAAUACCUUUAGGCUCCUAGAAGAGAAAACAGUCCCAAGUUUAGUUGACAGGUUUGGUUGGUGCACUUGGGAUGCCUUCUAUUUAACUGUAGAACCUGUUGGUGUUUUCCAUGGGGUCAAGGAAUUUGUUGAAGCCGGUGUUCCCCCAAGGUUUAUCAUCAUUGAUGAUGGCUGGCAAAGUAUCAAUUUUGACAGUGACGAAAACCCGAAUGAGGACUCACAACUAAUCCUUGGUGGGACUCAAAUGACUGGUAGGCUUCACAGGUUUGAGGAGUGUGACAAGUUUAGGAACUACAAAGGAGGAUCUUUGUUGGAUCCUAACGCUCCUUCAUAUGAUUCCAACAGGCAGAAGAAGUUGAUAGCCAAGGCACUUGAAGUUGAGGAUAUUGAGAAGGCUCGUGACAGGGCCAUUCAAUCAGGAGUCACUGAUUUGUCCGAGUUCAAAACACAAUGGCAGAAGCCUAAGCAAGAGUUGGAUGUGAUGAUUGCUGAAGAAGAAAAAAUCAGUGGUUCUGCUUCUACCAAUGGCUGUGGAAGCUAUGGUGGAAUGAAGGCUUUCACAAGCGACUUGAGAACCAAAUAUAAGGGUUUGGAUGAUAUUUAUGUAUGGCAUGCUCUUUGUGGUGCCUGGGGUGGUGUAAAGCCCGGCGCAACCCAUCUCAAUGCAAAGGUCACUGCUGUUAAUGUCUCUUCUGGACUCGACGGGUCGAUGACUGAUCUUGCUGUGGUGAAACUCAUAGAGGGUGGCAUUGGACUUGUUCAUCCUGAUCAAGCUGACGAUUUCUUCAAUUCUAUGCACUCCUAUCUUUCUGAAGUUGGUAUAACAGGAGUCAAAGUGGACGUUAUUCAUAGUCUUGAGUUUUUAUGUGAGGAACACGGAGGCCGUCUGGAGCUUCCAAAGGCAUAUUACAAGGGGCUUACUUCUUCCCUUGUAAAUAACUUCAAUGGGACUGGACUUAUUUCUAGCAUGCAACAAUGCAAUGACUUCUUCUUCCUUGGGACUAAGCAAAUCUCUAUUGGAAGAGUUGGUGAUGACUUUUGGUUCCGUGGUGGAGAUGGAGACCCUAUGGCAGUUUAUUGGUUACAAGGAGUUCAUAUGAUCCAUUGUGCUUACAACAGCAUGUGGAUGAGUCAGUUCAUCCAACCUGAUUGGGAUAUGUUCCAAUCAGAACAUCCAUGUGGCCAAUUUCAUGCAGCAUCGCGGGCAAUAUGUGGAGGUCCGGUGUAUGUGAGUGACUCGCUUGAUUGUCAUGAUUUUGAUCUCAUCAAGAAGUUUGCUUACCCAGAUGGAACCAUUCCCAAGUGCCAGCAUUUUGCCCUUCCAACUAAGGACUGUCUCUUCAAAAACCCUUUGAAUGACAGCAAGUCCGCUCUCAAAAUUUGGAACUUGAACAAGUAUGCUGGUGUCAUUGGAGCUUUCAACUGCCAAGGGGCUGGUUGGGAUCCAAAAGAGCAAAAGAUCAGAGGCUAUCCCGAAUGCUAUGAGGAAAUCCAUUGUUCAGUGCAUGUUUCUGAAAUUGAAUGGGACCAAAAGAAAGAAGCAGCCAAUUUGGGCAAGGCUGAACAGUAUGUGGUCUAUCUCAACCAGACUGAUGAACUCCUCCUCAUGACCCCCAAGUCUGAUCCAAUUCAAAUCACAAUCAAACCAUCUUCGUUCGAGAUUUUCACCUUUGUGCCAGUUCAAAAUCUCCACUCCAGCAACACUAAAUUCGCGCCUAUUGGACUGACCAACAUGUUCAACAGUGGAGGCACCAUCCAAGAGUUGGAGUACAAUACUAGUUCGGUUUCUUCUAGUGUCAAGAUGAAGGUUAAAGGUGGAGGCAAUUUCUUGGCCUACUCGAGUGAGUCCCCAAAGAAUUUCUGUUUGAAUGGUGCUGAGGUGGAUUUUGAGUGGUCUUCCUGUGGUAAACUGACCCUGAAUCUUCCUUGGGUUGAAGAAGCUGCUGGAGUUUCGGAUUUGGUUUUGGUGUUUUGAUAUUAGGUCCUACCCAAGUCCAGGUUUUCUUCUUUUUGUUUAUGUUCCUUCUUUUUCUUUUUCUUUCCGUAGGAAUUGAAAUGUUAGGCACAUGGCACUUGGCAACUAUGAAGAGAAACAAUUAACAAUGUAUCCAAAUCGUUUAUUCUCUUUAUUAAAUGUGAGAUGCCUAAACACUUGAUUUCUAUUCA